This is a messenger RNA of Betta splendens (Siamese fighting fish), 8585 nucleotides long. RefSeq names its product protein unc-13 homolog A-like. Gene Ontology annotation, cellular component: presynaptic membrane; neuromuscular junction; plasma membrane. Bases 393 to 6008 code for a protein of 1871 amino acids. The transcript has 42 exons. Gene Ontology annotation, biological process: dense core granule priming; synaptic vesicle priming; synaptic transmission, glutamatergic. The record is from RefSeq and is a predicted model, not a curated record. NCBI's taxonomy places the organism in Eukaryota, Metazoa, Chordata, Actinopteri, Anabantiformes, Osphronemidae. Gene Ontology annotation, molecular function: diacylglycerol binding; syntaxin-1 binding; calcium ion binding.
UCUCCGCGUGCUACUCAUCAACCGUGACGUCAGGGCGGCGCGGGGGAGCUGUCCACCGCGGAGGGUGCUGCUGCUGCUGCUGCUGCUGAAACAAGAUGGCUGUGCGCGCAGGAGGAGCGGCGGAGGUGAGCUGAGGCAAUGCAGAGGAGGAAGAAGAGGGGGGCGAGGAAUUUACUCCCGCGUGUGUGUCUUGUCCUGCCAAAAGAGCAGCAGCUCCGCCGAGAAACAGACGCUCGCGCGCCGCAGAAAAGGAUGCGGGCUUGUUUCCGCCUCCUUUCAGAGUGACGGCUUUGAGUUGGGAUAUUUUGUAACCAGGAGACAAACGGACUGAGCAAACAAAUCACGGAGCACUCAGCGGAGGACAGCCGGGGAGGCUCGCGCCGCUAUCAGAGAUGUCCCUGCUGUGCGUGGGAGUGAAGAAAGCCAAGCUGGAUGGACCCCAAGAGAAAUUCAACACUUAUGUGACUCUGAAGGUGCAAAAUGUGAAGAGCACAACCAUCGCUGUCAGGGGCAACUCGCCCAGCUGGGAGCAGGACUUCAUGUUUGAAAUUAAUCGCCUGGACCUGGGCCUGACAGUGGAGAUGUGGAACAAAGGGUUAAUCUGGGACACCAUGGUCGGCACCGUGUGGAUCCCGCUCAGCAGCAUCCGACAGUCUAAUGAGGAGGGUCCCGGGGAGUGGCUCACGCUGGACUCCCAGGUCAUCAUGACUGAUAAUGAGAUCUGUGGCACCAAAGACCCCACGCUCCACCUGGUGCUGCUCGACACGCGCUUCGAGCUGCCUCUCGAUAUCCCAGAGGACGAGGCUCGGUACUGGGCCAAAAAACUGGAGCAGCUCAACGCCAUGAGGGACCAAGAUUACUCGUGCCAGGAGGAGCAGGAACGCCCUCUGCGUGUCCCAGGAACCCAGUGCUGUAACUGGAGCCUUUGGGGAGAGCAGCAAAACGAGGACCCGGACAGCGCGGUGGACGACAGGGACAGUGACUACCGCAGCGAGACCAGCAACAGCAUCCCCCCUCCCUACUACAGCACGUCCCAGCCCAACGCCUCCGUUCACCAGUACCCCAUCAGCCACCAGCACCGCAGCUCCCGGAGCCUCUCGUACCCGCGCUCGGGAAACGGCCACGAACUCGACUACCACCAUCAGAGGACUGUCAGUCCCACGGGGAGCUACGCAUCGUCCGCGGAGCUGAGUCGCUGCAGCAGCCAGCUCAGCGAGGAGGACUACGGCGGCGAGUACAGAGAGAGGGACCCGUACGACGAGAACGACUCGUACCACUCCUGCCACUCCUCGGUGAGCUACAGCAAAGGCUCCCCGGACUGGGACCCCGACGAGACCCAGGGGGCCUACAGCGACGAUGGCGGCUACAGCAAAGAUGGCGGGGAGGAGCGAGCGCUGUACGAGGAGGAGGGCGGGGGGCUGUACGAGGGGGAGGAGGAGGGCCUCUAUGAGGAUGAGGAGAUGAUGUAUGAUGAUGAGGACUUAUAUAAUUUGGAUGGGAACCUCAGUGAAGACAUAGAGCCUCCGUUCACCCCCACCCCGACGUCCACCGCCCCCCCUGCUCUGGAUGUAGUCACCUCCAGGCCCCCUCUAGAGAAACAAGCCUCUCUGAACCAACAGCAGCCCCCUGCUCAACCCCCCAACCAGGCUCAUCCUCCUGGACCGACCCCAGCAGCACACCCCUCCUCAGCUCAAGCACCAGCCCACCCCCCCAAACAGCCCCAGCCACAGCCUCAGCCUCAGCCGCAGCCGGCUCCGUCGGCCACCUCCUUCUUCUCCAUGGCCAAACCCCUAACAGCCGCAGUCACCGGCCUGGCCUCCACCUUCCUCUCUUCAGUUCCUGCUGCCCAGCCGGCGCAGCCUCACCCUCCAGCCUCGACCGCGCCCCACCCGCAGCAGGCCGCCCCCGUCAGCUCCGUCCCUCCAUCCCACCCAGCAACCGCCGCCAGCUCGGCCCCCCAGCCCCCCGCGGCUACCACAGGUCCUUCCUCCCAACGGAGCCAGGCCUCUGCACAGCCCCAGCCCCAGCCCAACGGGCCCAGCACCCCGUCGGAUGCCCUCGACGGCCGGGAUUUCCAGCUGGAUGAAGAACCGUGGCACGAAGAGGAAAUGGCUCUAGAGAAGAAGGCCAGGACGCCUCCCGCCCAGCCAGAGGAGACGCUGCCCGUGGAGGAGCAGGAGAAGAAUUAUGACGAGGCCGCACUCCCAGCGCCAGCCGACGAAAAAGAGAUGCCACCUGAGAGUCCUCCAGUCGUAGAGGAGCCCAAGGAGCCUGUUGAUCCAGCGGUCAGAGCCAAAGGAAACUGGCUGAGGAUCUACAACAAGGUCCUGGAGCAAGUUCGGGAGGCUCGAGGAGAGACCUCCAGCUCGCUGUGGUUUGGUAAAGGAGGAAUGGGAGGCGCACUCUACAGUAUUGACAGCAUGCCUGACCUUCGCAAGAGGAAAGCCAUUCCUCUAGUCAGAGAUCUGGCGAUGUCUCUGGUGCAGAACUCCCGUAAAGCUGGAAUCACGUCGGCCAUGGCUUCCACCACCCUCGGCAACGAGGAGCUGAAGAGCCACGUGUACAAAAAGACCCUGCAGGCUCUCAUAUACCCCAUCUCGUCGACGACGCCGCACAACUUUGAGGUGUGGACGGCCACCACCCCCACCUACUGCUACGAGUGCGAGGGGCUGCUGUGGGGCAUCGCUCGGCAAGGCAUGCGCUGCUCCGAGUGCGGCGUGAAGUGCCACGAAAAAUGCCAGGACCUGCUCAACGCCGACUGUCUGCAGAGAGCGGCAGAGAAGAGCUCCAAGCACGGGGCAGAGGACCGGACCCAGAACAUCAUCAUGGUCCUGAAGGAUCGCAUGAAGAUCCGAGAGAGGAACAAGCCAGAGAUCUUUGAGCUGAUACAGGAAGUGUUUGCCCUCGACAAAGCCACACACGCCACACACAUGAAGCAGAUCAAGCAGAGUGUGCUUGAUGGGACGUCCAAAUGGUCAGCAAAGAUCAGCAUCACUGUGGCAUGUGCUCAGGGCCUCCAGGCCAAAGAUAAAACAGGCUCCAGUGACCCGUACGUCACUGUUCAAGUUGGGAAGACCAAGAAAAGGACCAAGACAAUCUACGGCAACCUCAACCCUGUCUGGGAGGAAAGCUUCCACUUCGAAUGCCACAACUCCUCCGACCGCAUCAAGGUCCGCGUGUGGGACGAGGACGACGACAUCAAGUCCCGCGUGAAGCAGAGGUUCAAGCGUGAGAGCGACGACUUCCUGGGCCAGACCAUCAUAGAAGUGCGAACUCUGAGCGGGGAGAUGGACGUCUGGUACAACCUGGAUAAGAGGACAGAUAAAUCUGCCGUGUCCGGGGCCAUUCGGAUGCACAUCAGUGUGGAGAUCAAAGGAGAGGAGACGGUGGCUCCUUAUCACGUCCAGUACACCUGUCUACAUGAGCACCUGUUCCAGUACACGACCGAGGAGCAGAACAGCGGCGUGGUGAAGAUCCCCGACGCCAAAGGGGACGACGCCUGGAAGGUGUACUUCGACGAGACGGCCCAGGAGAUAGUGGACGAGUUUGCCAUGAGAUACGGAGUGGAGUCCAUCUACCAGGCCAUGACCCACUUCGCCUGCUUGUCAUCCAAGUACAUGUGUCCAGGGGUGCCAGCAGUGAUGAGCACCCUGCUGGCCAACAUCAACGCCUACUACGCCCACACCACCCAGUCCUCCAACAACGUUUCUGCCUCUGACAGAUUCGCUGCAUCAAACUUUGGCAAGGAGAGGUUUGUCAAACUGCUGGAUCAGCUGCACAACUCCCUGAGGAUCGACCUGUCCAUGUACCGGAAUAACUUCCCAGCCAGCAGUCCUGAAAGACUGCAAGACCUGAAGUCUACGGUGGAUCUCCUGACCAGCAUAACGUUCUUCAGGAUGAAGGUCCAGGAGCUGCAGAGUCCCCCCAGGGCGAGCCAGGUGGUGAAGGACUGCGUGAAGGCCUGUCUCAACUCCACCUAUGAGUACAUAUUCAAUAACUGUCACGACCUCUACAACAGGGAAUAUCAGACAGACCCUUCAAAGGCAGUUCCUCCAGAAGAGCAGGGCCCCAGUGUCAAAAACCUGGACUUCUGGUCCAAACUCAUCACUCUCAUCGUCUCCAUCAUAGAGGAGGACAAAAACUCCUACACUCCUUGUCUUAAUCAGUUCCCGCAGGAGCUGAACGUGGGCAAGAUCAGCGCAGAGGUCAUGUGGAAUAUGUUCGCACAAGAUAUGAAAUACGCCAUGGAGGAGCACGAGAAGCAGCGCCUGUGCAAGAGCGCCGACUACAUGAACCUGCACUUCAAGGUCAAGUGGCUGUACAACGAGUACUGCAAGGAGCUGCCCACCUUCCAGAAGCACGUGCCUGAUUACCCAGCGUGGUUUGAGCCGUUUGUCAUCAUGUGGUUGGACGAGAACGAGGAAGUGUCCCGAGACUUUCUCCACGGGGCCCUGGAGAGGGACAAAAAAGACGGGUUCCAGGUCACGUCGGAGCACGCGCUGUUCUCCUGCUCCGUGGUGGACGUGUUCUCUCAGCUAAACCAGAGCUUUGAAAUCAUCCGCAAGCUAGAGUGUCCAGACCCACAGAUCGUUGGAAACUACAUGAAGAGAUUUGCCAAGACCAUCGGUAAUGUCCUGUUGUCUUAUGCUGACAUCAUAGCAAAGGACUUUCCAAAUCAUGUCAAGAAGGAGAAAGUGCCAUGUAUCAUCAUCAAUAACAUCCAGCAGCUCCGAGUCCAGCUGGAGAAAAUGUUUGAGGCCAUGGGAGGCAAAGAUCUCAACCUGGAGGCGAGCGACUUCCUCAAGGAGCUGCAGAACAAGCUCAACAGCGUCAUGGACGACCUGAGCCACAUCUUUGCCGUCAGCUUCCAGCCUCAGAUCGAGGACAACGUGAGGCAGAUGGGGGACAUCCUGGCUCAGGUCAAAGGGCAGACGGUCCCGGCAAACGGCAGCGUGGUUCAAGAGGCCGACAACGUCCUGCAGCCCAUCAUGGACUUCCUGGACAGCAACCUGUCGCUGUUUGCUAAGAUCUGUGAGAAGACGGUUCUGAAGCGGGUGCUGAAGGAGCUCUGGAAGCUGGUGAUGAACACCAUGGAGAAAACAAUCGUGCUCCCGACGCUCACCGACCAGACGGGCACCCAGAUGAUCUUCAAUGCUGCCAAGGAGCUGGGUCAGCUUUCAAAGCUUAAGGAGCACAUGGGGCGUGAGGAGGCCAAGGCCUUGACUCCCAAACAGUGUGCGGUGAUCGAGCUGGCUCUGGACACUAUCAAGCAAUACUUCCACGCCGGCGGCGUCGGCCUGAAGAAGACCUUCUUGGAGAAGAGUCCGGACCUGCAGUCGCUGCGCUACGCCUUGUCUCUGUACACGCAGGCCACAGACAAGCUCAUCAGGAAGUUUGUUCUGUCUCAGAACACUCAGACUCACGGAGGGAAGGGGAUCAGAUACACGGCAAAUGAAGACACGCCACCAGAGAAAGCGUCUGGAGUGGACGCUGUUGGCGAGGUGGUCAUGCACGUGGACAUCUUGCCCCAGCCUAACGGAGAACACAAGAUCAGCGUCAAAGUGGUGGCCGCCAACGACCUGAAGUGGAAGGCUCAGGGCUUCAGGCCGUUCGUGGAGGUCUACAUCAUCGGGCCUCACCUCAGCGACAAGAAGAGGAAGUUCGCAACCAAGUCUAAGAACAACACCUGGUCGCCAAAGUUCAACGAGAGCUUCCAGUACUCCCUGGGCACGGAGGUGGGUCCGGAGAGCUACGAGCUGCAGGUGUGCGUGAAGGACUACUGCUUCGCCCGGGAGGACCGCACCGUGGGCAUGGCCGUGCUGCAGGUGAAGGACAUAGCCAACAAGAGCAGCGUGACCUGCUGGCUGCCGCUGGGCCGCCGCGUGCACAUGGACGAGACGGGCCUCACCGUGCUGCGCAUCCUGUCGCAGCGGAACAACGACGACGUGGCCAAGGAGUUCGUCAAGCUCAAGUCGGACCAGCGCUCGGCCGAGGAGGGCCACAGCUGAGGGCCGCGGUGGAGCGCGCACACGUAGGCCUCGCACCCACCCACCCACACAGACAGACAGACACACAAGCACACGGUCAUUAUAUCCACGUACAUCCACCGGUAUCUAUCCUGCAAUAUUAUCCCUGCAAACACCCUGCAAAGGAAUUGAUUUGUUUCAUUUGGGAUAUUUUGGCUAGGUCAGCGCUACGUUAGCAGCCACUUCCUGUCGCCUCCCCUUUUCUUAUAACAUGUCACACUUUUUAUACGCCGUACAUUUAGCGAAACAAUGCAACACAGAACAACACGACCUUGUGAAUAGUUUGACGAAGACCACUUUGCACUUUUGCGUCUCCGCGUCCUAAGGAGAGCUUCGCUACGCUGUCCGUCCAUCCGUCCGUCCGUCCGUCUGCCCGCUUGCCUGCCUGACUGUGUCGUUCGUCCACUCCCGCACUCCCGUCUCUUCCUCGUUUUUUUUUUUUUUUUUUCAAUUUGUUUGUGUAAGUUGGAGCACAGAUCUGAGAUCAGCAACCUGAUGCCCUGAAGAUUUGAAAAAAAGAAAAGGAAACCCACACAACAUUGACCUUAGAUCAGUGUCCAGGGGCAACGUCUCUGCUGGUCUGUCCUAUAUUGUACUAACGUCCUGCAUGUUGACCCCAGGAUCACUGUGACUCACCUCUCCCUCCCACAUAAAAGAUGGGUGCCUCUAAUAUGUUACUUGUGUGAGCAUGGUGCACACUGUAUAAGGUUUUAUAAACGAAUCGAGGACAACACGCACCCACAGUGUUGAACGGAUGGUUGGUCCUGGUAGAGACAUUGUGGCCAUUGUGCAUUUUUAUGAAAGCUUCAUGUGACGGCCAACGGCAGCAAUACCCACGUCUAACACAGCCACACCGCUACAAUGCACAUGAACUCCAAACAAGGGCUACAGGACCGGUGGACUGGGAUGUCAGUUUACGCUCUACAACGGACUGUCCAUGCUUCUGCGUGCCCCCCGCCCGCUCUGCUUCCACACCAUCACCAAGCCAUGGUCCAGAAAGUAAUUCAUGAGCGACACCGUGGACGACGAUGAAGCGAAUCCACACAGACACACGCAGGCCGAAGCGCUUUCCUCCUGAUGAGUCCAUUACUUUAAGGCAAUAGGGGUUUGUUUUUAUAUGUUCACAGAAGCUCGCGGUUUUUUUAAGAAGAGCAAACCCUCCGUGAAUGUGUGUGUGUGUGUGUGUGUGUGUGUGUGUGUGUGUGUCUUACUGUCAUGCCUGCAAAAUGGCCUCUUAAAAUUGUGAGCAAUAUAUUGCACCUACACGCCCGAACUCUGCGCUGUCAGCACCAAACUGCAAAAUCAACCACCGAGGAGCGGGAAAGCCAUUCCGCUUCGGAAUUCCUAAAUCACACUCCGCUUUUGGACUCAUGCGUGUUUGACAUGUGGACACUUUCCUUCCGAUAUUCUGAAUGACAGAACUGAAAAAAAAACAUGUUUGUCCUUUAAAUUCCUGUUUGCCUCUACUAAACCAAAUUUGCACAAACAAAUGAUUUUUUUUUUUUUAAAGAACGAAGCCAUCGGUGUCACCGCCAAGCUUUUAAGUUGUUCAAAUAUUAGCCUUGUCGCGUGCGUUAAUUCGCUUCUUUACCUGUAGCCCAGCUCGUCUUGUGGUCUGUCUGUGAAUCUUGACGUUGUCGGCGACGGUGAGUAAACGCUGCAGGACGUCUUAGCUGACAUCAGGGCUGAUGUGUCACGCGCCACACGCACAUGCUGAAAACUGUUUAACGCUACCAAAAACUAUGUUCUGAAUGUCGUUUAUUCUCAGCAGAGCCUUUUUUUCUAACAUCAAAGGGACGUUAAACCCAAAAAUAACUUAUUGCCUAUUAAUGCCUUUGAUUUCGGCCUGUAACUAAAUUAUUGAUUUCAACGUUCAGAUACGCUUGAUAUUUGGGUGAACUCGCCUUUUCUCUCUCUCUCUCUUUCUCCAUCUUUGUGGCAUUUAACCCACAGUUAGGUUGUUUUUAAUACAUGAGUGUGAUUCCAGGGCUCCAGACAAAGCUCCAUCGUGUCAGGCUUUAGUUGAACAUUAUCCUGUUUAGGCUCUGCUUCAUCUGUGUUCGUAUACAGGCACACACACACACACACACACACACACACACUCAGCCAAACACCCACCUCUGCUCAAGCACAAAAGGGCACAUGUAAGAUGACACACAUGCAUGCACGCACGCCGACACGACACCGUGGAGACCGACGUUUUCCACCCUGUGAAUAGAACCAACUUACAAUUGCAUGAUGGGAAACUUUAUUGUGCCAGCACGUGUCUCUUUGAUGUUACUCGACUUUCCUUUUCCUCGUUUUUUAAUUCCAAGUCAUGUUACGGUAACUCAUCAAUGUCCUUUGAGUUUUGCAAAAGGUUUGUGAAUACUUCUCCUGUAACCAAUAUGAACGUAGUGUGAACACAAAACUCGCAUGAGAGAAUUAUUUUCUACAGAGAAUGUUUCUAAUUUGUUUCUUAUCAUCAUUAAUUGUUCUUUAAUGAGGUUGAUGUGGAACUGGAAUGCAACCGACUGUGAUUGGCUUCCUAUUAAAAGGACAUCGGUGUCACAAUCUGAA